Trypanosoma grayi is the source of this 264-nucleotide messenger RNA. RefSeq lists its product as hypothetical. The transcript has a single exon. Bases 1 to 264 code for a protein of 87 amino acids. The record is from RefSeq and is a predicted model, not a curated record. NCBI's taxonomy places the organism in Eukaryota, Euglenozoa, Kinetoplastea, Trypanosomatida, Trypanosomatidae.
AUGUACGUGGGGGUGCAUUGGACAAACGUAAGUGAAGUCAACGAUGAUGAUGAGGAUGAUGUUGGUGUUGCUGCUGCGGCCGUGGCGGCGGGGGCACAAGCGGCAGCAGCCGCAGCCGUCGUCGUCGUCGUCGUCGUCGUCGCAGAGUACACCGCGAGUGUCGGCUCAUCCAACACUAGCUCUGGUGUCUCGCAGACCUCCUCAAGGCCUCCAGCUGUCCCCCGCAUAAGAACUGUACGCGUGGCAGUGGUCACCAAAAAAUGA